AUAGAAAAAAGAAUGAUUACGAAAUCAGUUUGCUGGCUGUUUUGUGUCCAUUGAAUCAUGUUUAUACGUGUUCUUAAUUGUAUAAUCUUUAGUUUGGCGUUAACGUACAUGUAUAUCCAAUGUGAUAGUACACCAUGCAGAUCUGAAAACAGACUUGGAGAAUGUUGUCUGAAUUUUCAUAAAGCAGGCGAUGGAUCAUGUCAAAAAUGCCCAAUGGGAACGCAUGGAGUGAACUGUAGUUCAGAGUGUCCCCCUGGCUACUAUGGACUGUUUUGUCUUGAGAAAUGUAACUGUUCAGAUGAUAAAUGCAACUCCGUAGAAGGCUGUAGAGAAUAUUCAGGAACAAGACACAAUGAUAAAGGAAUUACCGGAACAAGAGAAAGAUCGGUAUGGGAGAAUAUAACACAUAUCUUGAUUGGGUCCAUUUCCACGGCUGUCGUUGUGGCGGGACUGUUUUAUCUGAAAUCUAGAUUCAAAAGGGUUAGAAAGGAAAGGGAGAUGAGAAAUACUGACUUUCCAAAUCCUGGGUCGAAUAACGAAGACGAAGUUCCGGAGCAAGAUCAUUUGUCUGGGACUGCCUCAACCCACAGAACAGAAUCGAUCUAUGAAGAAAAUCAAUAUACGGAUAUGAGAUUAUCGAGAAUGAUUGAAAUUCACACUGAAGUAAAUAUUUCAGAAAAUAGUUUGCAGACCCUGGUUGAUGAACUUGAAAACGAGGCAAGAAAUAGACGAGAGAAUGAUUCAAUACAGACACUGCAAACACAAAACGAAGAAAGAUAUACAGUUAACAGAUAUAAAGAGGAAAAUGAGUAUGGACAUUUCUCAGAUAGUUGUCAGUACAGCGUUUUGUCCUUAAGAAGAAACAUUCAACCCGAUUAUCCAAUUGAGAUGAAUAACUGAUCAAAAGAAAGCAAGAACGGAAUACUGAAUCGGAGAACCAUGCUGAUCCAUACCUUGGUAGUAGCCUGAAUGUUUUGGAUAUAGAAUGAGACUCGUAACAAGUAUUGUCACCUCGUUAUUUUAGCCACAGUGACGACGAAAAUAACAAUGAUUCUGGUGGAUCGUUUAAUUUUGCGUAUGGAUGAAAUUUCACUUUUGAACCUCCAUGCUUAAGCACAAGCCCACAAACAAUACAUCCACUCUUAAUUAAGAAAAUGACGUGAUGAACAAAACAAAUAAAAGUUAUGACCAAGUACUAAACGGUUCCAUUUAUCAAGGUCAUGUUAAAAGUCAAGUUUAAACGUAUAACUCUUUGUGGAGUCGAAAUAAGUCACGUUAAAAUAUAUAAUUUAGAAUAAAUCAGGUUAAAAUAUAAAGUUGUAUAUGAAAUAUCAUGAUCAACAGUUACGGGAACCAGUAAAUGUUUCGAACGUUUUUUGUUGGUUGUAGUUUACAUGCAGAUAUUGAUAAAAUUGUUACAGUUAACUUGUAUAUGUUGAUGGUAUAAUUAUGGUUAGGCUUUAAAUGUGGGUAGUAUAGCCGUUGCUAACUUGUAAAUUUUGAUUGUGAGGGAGAGACCGAACACUACUUCUAAGUAACUAAAUUGAAUAAUAGAAUAAAAAAAGUCAAUAUCGGCAAGUAAAGAACGGCCUAAUAAGUGGUAUAAACCAUGCCAAACAGCAAUUGGUCCCAUCAUAGGUUGCAUUGGGAAAUCAGAGCGUUAAAAAGACCAUAUAAUUUGCGAAAUCUUGACUUUAAACGGAACAAUCGAAACCCCUGUAACAACGUCUUUGUCAAUAGUUUCCCUCCAUUCAAUACUCGUCAUACGCAGAGCAGGCUCUCACGUAUCGAAAGAGUUGAGAGUCAUACACACCGUAUGUAUUUGCUAAUGGAAUAUUGGUAAACAAGCAGGGGAAGUUGACGAUAUAUUACCUUAAGUCAUCUCGUUUGUCAUAUAGUUGUGUUUUCAGUUUACCGUUGACAACUACGUUGAAUAAAAUAUCAUAAAAUGC
This is a messenger RNA of Ostrea edulis (European flat oyster), 1952 nucleotides long. Its product is annotated as protein draper-like. The transcript has 6 exons. The coding region runs from base 58 to 900 and encodes 280 amino acids. The record is from RefSeq and is a predicted model, not a curated record. Lineage: Eukaryota; Metazoa; Mollusca; Bivalvia; Ostreida; Ostreidae.